AUGGCUCGGGAAGGUUUGGAUCUUCACCUGCCCACUGAGUCCAGCUUUCUGCGAUGCUCUACAAUGUAUUCCGGUUUCCCUGACCUUUUCGUUCCAACAACAUCUGUUUCAGCGUUUCCUCGGACGUACGCAGAUGGACAGAGCGGUACAAGCAUACCAGAUAUCCACCUUGCUUCUACUCCUUGCGUAUCCGAUAGCCUUGUAGUGUAUGGGGAAGAGGGCUGCCUGAUCCAUGUGACGUCAACCGGGCCCAGUUGCAUCUCGGACGGAUAUUACAUGCGCAGGGCGCGUCGGUUACCCCUCCUAGGCCCAAGCGUGGCAGUUCCAGCUCUUGACGGGUGGAGCAUACAGUUUAACGCCUAUGGUAUGGAGGUAGUUCCUAUCUUGUUCGAAACUGACUGGGAACUGCCUGUAUCUCAAUUGAUGGAGCAUUUCACGAAGUACAUACUCUCGGGAUUUGCUCAUUGCAAGACGGCCAUUGGAAGACAGGAGUUUGUCAAAUACAUUAUUGAUAGAUAUACACCCCGACAGGAUGCAGAAACAGCAGUAUUGCAGCUUAUAUGCUGUGGCUAUGUUAUUAACCUGCUUCGAGCUCUGAUUUUGAUUUUCUCGGAGAACAUGACACGCAAACGACGCACCAUGCGUGGUACACUGAAUGAGUUUGAAUCAUGA
Aspergillus niger is the source of this 672-nucleotide messenger RNA. RefSeq lists its product as hypothetical. Bases 1 to 672 code for a protein of 223 amino acids. The record is from RefSeq and is a predicted model, not a curated record. Lineage: Eukaryota; Fungi; Ascomycota; Eurotiomycetes; Eurotiales; Aspergillaceae. The transcript is spliced from 7 exons.